CCGACCUGUCCCUCCAUUCAGAGAGUUCCAGUUUUAUCUAGUAUUUGGAUUGGAAGCUGCUGUUGUGUUUCUUGGCCUACUGCAUUGCCCUGAAAAUUUUGUCAUACAUGUUGUGUUGGUUGGCCUAUCUUGGCACAGAGUUCCAUCAAGGUUUCUUUUUUCUUGGAUGUCUUGUUGAUUUUUAUACAUUUACUUUGAGCUCAUUUUGGAACCUGACAACCUGUGGUGGUCCUGCUGUGAUCUCUGGUUCCUACUACUGUAUCUUUUUUUUUAAACCUACUACUGUAUCUUUGCUUUCUUGGUUCUGCAAGAGCUCGGCAAUCUUUUGCUGGAGUACGUCUCCUCGGCUCCUUCAAAUCUCGUACUUCCUGGCAUUGCCAUCGGUUUACUAGACGUAUUUGCUGCAUUUCGAGGCGUAUGUAUCUCUGAAUUUUUAUCGGUAUCCGGGACUCGAAUCCGCCGUAGCUUUCCCCUGUUCAAAGGAGAGACAGAUAGAUCCUCCAUCUUCUUUCGCAUGCUUCUUGUUCCUUCUACCACCAAAGCUGCCUCCAUGCCCUUUCAGCUUUUCCUUUCCCCUGCCCUUUGAUCAGUUGGCUGGAUGUGAUAGCACUGUUCAUCUGGAUCCUGCAUCCCAUCGAAUAGAAGAGCUGGCAGCGCCGUUCACGUUGGCGUUGCUUCUGUUGCUGUUGAGCAAAAGCAGGGCCCAAAUCCCGAUGUGAAUCGGAGAGCGUGAUUAGCCCCGCAUCCUUUUGCUGCUUUUGUUUCCCUUGCUGUUUAUAUUCAGGACUGCGAUGCUGAGGGAAGCCGCCGCUGAGCUGACUGCGACAGGAGGAGCAUCCGCCGCCACCAAGAUCCGCAAGCGCUGCGCCGUGUCGCCGUCGGGCGCGUCGCCGGAUCGCCAGAGGAGGGCGCUGAGGCUGAAGCGAGGCGUGCGGCUGAUCGGCCACCGGAAGGGAGGCGGCACCGGCGCGUCGCCGUGCGCGAGCAGCGGGAGGGAGAGGAGGAUGUCGGAGUCGUCAUGGAGCCGGCACGGCCGCCACGGCCACGCCGAUGUCGAGGCGUGGUCCGCGGCGUCGGCGCAGAAGCUCGUCAGCGCGCUCUGGCAGCUCAACAAGGGGGACGGCGGCGCGUUCGAGGAGGAGGAGGAGAUCGGGUGGGACGCGGCCGCCGUGCGCCGGGGCUCGGACCACCGGCGCAGCGUGUCCCUGGAGAUUUCGAGAAGAAAGAGCAAGACCAUGAAGGAUGAUGGAGAGCAGAGGAGCUGGCACGAUGGUCAUGCCCAUGGCCAGUGGUUCUCGGAUGUCAUGAGCAACGGCGGCACAGUGGAGGUGCACACGUGUCCUCAGGGCCGCACCCCGGCACGUUGUCCGGGCGGCGACAGGGCGGCGGAGGCGAAGGACCUGUUCAACAGCCUCACGGCGUCCGCCGAGCUCGUCAGGGUCCUGGGCAACGUCCUGGGCCCCGCCGGCGCGCUCGGCCCCACCGCGGCGUCGCUCGUCGCCGCGCUGCGCUCCGAGCUCGACGCCGCGCGCGCCCGCGCGCGGCGGCUCGCGAGGCACCACGGCGGCGGCGGCGGCGGCGAGGAGGAGCGCCACCGCCUGCGGAGGCAGCUCGCGGAGGAGGUGCGCGCGUGGAAGGCCAGGCACAGGGAGAAGGCCGCGGCGGCCGCGCGGCUGGUCGCCUCGGAGCUGGACGGCGAGCGCCGGUCGCGGCGGCGCGCCGAGCGGGUGGGCAAGAAGCUGGCCGAGGCGCUGGCGGACGCCGAGGGGUCGCUGCGGGUGGCCACGCGGGAGCUGGAGCGCGAGAGGGCGGCCAGGGCGCGGCUGGAGAAGGUCUGCGACGAGCUUUCCAGGAGCGUUGUUGGCGGCGGCGCGGUGGCGGAGGAGGAACUCAGGCGGGAGGCUGCCGAGGCCGCGCGGGAGGAGCUGGAGAGGGAGCGGGAGAUGCUGCAGCUCGCCGACGAGCUGCGUGAGGAGCGGGUCCGGAUGAAGCUGGCCGAGGCGAGGAUCCAGUUCGAGGAGAAGAACGCCGCCGUCGACCGCCUGCGCCAGGAGCUCGAGGCCUUCUUGGGCACCAGCAGCAAGGAGGGCCGUCAAGAAUCGCCCUUCCACGACGAAGUCCAGCAUACCGCCGAUGAUCGCCGGUCGUUGCAGCUGGUCCUUGCGUCCGAAUUUGGCGUCGACGGCAUAGACCGCGUGGUCACAGACAAGGCCGGACAAGGUGAAAAUGGCAACGAUGGCGAAGGCGACGACGGCUCGGAAGCAGGCAGUGACAUCGAGCUCAACAUGGACGGCAACAGCUGGAGCUACAAGACCACCUCCAGGGCGACGACGGCCAAGAACGCGGCGUCAGUGCACGGCUCACUUUCGGACAGAGGAACGGAAUGCGGCGCCGGGGCGGGCACCUUCGACCGGAGAUCUCAGGGCACGAGGGAUGCACUGGAGCUGCAGGAGUGGGAGGACGUGUGCAGCGACGACGGGGCCAGCACCAAGGACCUGGACGAGGACGCGGAGAGGUACGAGGCCAUCAAGAACCUCCGGGAGCAGAUGCUGGCCGGCCACGGCUUCGUCUUCCCGUCGCAAGGCGAGGUGGACGCCGACAGGGAUCGGCGUCGCCAGGCUUUGGUACCUCAGAUCGAAGAUGGGGGACUCUGGUAAGUAAGCCAGAUUGAUUGGCGUUGUUGAACGGCUGUCAGUGACAACACACACCAGCCCUGCUCCUUCAGAAUUUGUGCAUAGCUUUGAUUUUGGGGUUCCUUUUGCACAGUUUGUAGUAGAGCUUGCUCUCUCUCUCUCUUUCUCUCUCUCUCUCUCUCUCUCUCUCUCUCUCUCUCUCUCUCUGGUUUGGGUCAUCACUGUACUUCCAUAGGAGUAUUUGGUUUCAGUUUUCUUUUUAUGUUUUUUGUCAGUGACAUUUUGCGUUUGGCAUCUGGAUCAGAAAAUCACCCAUGCUUGUAUCUCAGUAUCUGUAUAUACGGAGUUACAUACUCGAGUGUUCAUAUGUAGGUUUUGUGAAGGAAAACACUGCCAGUUUAAAAAAAAUGAACCAUUUUAUUUUUUAAA
Messenger RNA from Panicum virgatum (switchgrass), 3062 nucleotides. RefSeq lists its product as uncharacterized. The record is from RefSeq and is a predicted model, not a curated record. The transcript is spliced from 4 exons. The coding region runs from base 792 to 2657 and encodes 621 amino acids. Lineage: Eukaryota; Viridiplantae; Streptophyta; Magnoliopsida; Poales; Poaceae.